This is a messenger RNA of Exophiala xenobiotica, 3393 nucleotides long. RefSeq lists its product as uncharacterized. Gene Ontology annotation, biological process: DNA-templated transcription; regulation of DNA-templated transcription. Gene Ontology annotation, molecular function: DNA binding; DNA-binding transcription factor activity, RNA polymerase II-specific; zinc ion binding. Lineage: Eukaryota; Fungi; Ascomycota; Eurotiomycetes; Chaetothyriales; Herpotrichiellaceae. The transcript has 2 exons. The record is from RefSeq and is a predicted model, not a curated record. The coding region runs from base 123 to 2279 and encodes 718 amino acids.
CCCAACUUUCCCACGUACAAGAUCUUCCAGAAUGUUAUCUUGCGCGAAUUUCCGGGGGUAUAGGCUAUGACUUUUCUUUCCACAUUUUACACUCCUCCUCGAAAAUAGGUAGUACUCCACCUAUGGAUCAGCCACAUCAAGCCUCGUCGACUCAGCGAGGCAGGCCUCGACAGCGGUCGGCUGUUGCGUGCACUUGGUGUCAUUCCCGCCGCGUGAAAUGCAAUGCAGCAGCCAAAGGGACGCCGUGUUCGAAUUGCGAGACCGCCGGCCGCCAUUGCAUGCUCAUUGAGAGCAAGAGAGGCAAGAAAAGAAAGCUGUCAACCUCACCUUCUGUCGGACGCCACCACUAUGUCGCCGAGACCCCGACUCCUGGAACGGUGGCGGCACACGGCAAUGUUUACGAUCCUUUGCAGGAUAUGCGAAAUGUUCCCAAAGACACUCCGAAUGGACUGACGCAUCGACCCUCGACCUCGACAUGUGACCACGAAAAGCCUGAUUCCGUCGAGGAACCACAAGAGACUCUUUAUGCUCAAGUCCUCGACAAAGCUACAAAUGCUGAUGUGGUUUCCGAGACCAAAGAAGGCGUGGUACAUGUCAUGUACAUGGGCGAGACUUUUAACCUCACCCAUCUGCUACGACAAACGAACCCCGAUUCAGCCCGCUCAACACGAAAAAGGCACUAUGUGGUGCGUUUCAAUCCUCAGAAUCGGCCAGUCGACGCAGUCGAGGAUGAGUACGAUAACGACACUAUCGUCAAAACCUUCUUGCACCAUCAAGAUUGCUUUGUCGUCCCUGGCGUCCAUACUUGCUAUCAGCUGUUCCGCGCAUACUUUGAUUUCGUCCAUCCUCACUAUCCCAUCGUGGAUCGUGCAGACUUCGCGUCCCAGUAUGCCGAUCCUACCAAUCCUCCAUCAUAUCUCCUGCUGCAAUCAGUCCUCUUCAUGGCUGCAGGGCAUUGUGACAUGGCCAUUCUUCGCGACGCCGGAUUCGAUUCUAGAUAUCAUGCCCGGAAGACUUUCUUCCAGCGGGCCAAAGCUCUCUACGACAAUGACCACGAACCAAACAAGAUUACCGUCGUACAGGCAGUCUUCCUGAUAAGCUUCUGGUGGAAUGGGCCAACAGAUCAGAAAGAUACAUGGCACUGGCUAGGCAUUGCCAUCAGCCUGGCGCUUACGCUCGGAAUGCAUCGGUCGACCCAACACUCAGACAUGAAACCCAAAGAUCGCUCGCUGUGGAAACGAAUUUGGUGGUCUCUGUUUGCUGAAGACAAGCAUGCCGCCACAGCUUUAGGCCGUCCAGUCCACAUUCGAAGGGUUGACUGUGACGUUGAAGUACUCAACAGAGCAGACUUUGAGGAGCAGUCAGUGUCCAGACCCGACAUUUUCGGAAUUCCAGAGCCUGUGGACGGGCUUUAUGUCAUGGCUCUGGUUGAGCUCUCCUUCAUCGGCGAGAACAUUGUCCAUAGCUCCUUCACAGCCUUCAAUUCAACAACAUCCUACAAUGCCGAGAUGUUCCAACAAUGUUCCGAGGCCCUCGAGCAGUGGAAAGCCAGGCUAGCUCCCGAGCUGAAUCUCGAACACAACAGUUCUUGUCUCUGGACAAGCAUGUUGCACGUUGCUCACAGCUGGUUUGAAAUAGUGACCCACAGAUCGAUUACGCCGCAAAAUCUUUCGCCACCUUCGAUAAAGACUGCCCAUACUCUGGCCAUGGAUGCUGCCAACCGAAUGAUCAGGAUAGUGGAGGAAAUGCUGUCUCGCUCCCACGUUCUGCAUUGCCCCAUUCACAUUGUUCCUUCCUUGUUCGCUGCCAUGGGCAUGCAAGCAGUCGACAUCUGUUCCGGUCAGCCUGUUCAGGAGCAACUCGCUGUGGUCAAGGUCCGGCUAGCCAUGAUUGCUCUGCGGGAGUUGCAGAGUACCUGGCCCGUCAGCGGAUGGAUCUUUCGUCUCUUUUCAAAAAUCGUCCGCCGCAUUCGGAAUGGCGAUGAACUGCUGCCUAACGAGCCCGUCAACUCAUCACCCGUUCAAUUGAAGCAGGCGUUCGAUGAAGAGGCACCUCCUGCGCAUGGCCAAGUCAUGGCUCAUCAAUCAUUGCUUACCAACAAGCCUCAAUACCCAGAUCCAGGUCUUGCUCAGUCUCAGAUGUAUGCCAUGCAGAAUCAUCCCGCCGGGCGAUAUCUCUUUCCCGAAGCUUCGAAUAUGGCCAUGCCUGUCAGCUAUCCUGCAGACUGGGGAAGUAUCCUUGACGACUGUGCAUGGGGAGACUUUGAAUAUGAGUUCUGAGCCUUGGUCGAGUUAAACGACUCUUUCGCCCUCUAUCUAAAGUACACAUAUCGCAUUCGGCGGACUUGCAACCCCUCCGGGGAAGUUCAGAGGCGCACUCGUGAAAAAGAAGCUCCACUUCCGCAGCUUCUGGCAAAUGUCCGCCAGCUCAUCCAGGUCAAACAUUUCACCAACAGGCAUCCCAAACAGCGCAAUGAGAUUAUCAUGAAGGCCUGUCGGCAUGCGUCAGCAGUAGAUGGCAAAGGAUGGUCAAAGCAAUGGACUUACGCCAUCUUUCAUCCUUUGCGGGCCAGGCUUCGAAAACAUUCGCAUCGCCGCCAACUGCGGCGAAGUGACGAUCCCAAAGCCACUCCACGGACUCCCUGGUGCCCUCAACUCCAGCCCACGUUGACCCGUCCACGGUCCCUCGUUUUCGGUCAUCGGCAUUGGCCUCCUUAUACCACUUGACGAACCCUGACCGGAUCAACAAAAUGUCGCCCUGUCGAAAUUCCGUGCCUUGCCAUGCUGCAACUGAUUCAAGGUCUUUUUCGGAAAUGGCAUGGCGCUCGAUUGGCGAGUACUGGAUGCCCCGGUCCUUCGCCCAGGAAAAGUAAUCCAGGAGAAUGCCGCGUCCGACUAUGCCUCCAUGUUUCGACCAUUCUGGGACACUCAUUAGCUGGUCCCUUCACCAGUCAGCCUUUCUUACGAUCGAUGCCAUUCCGGGCCGGAGCAGCUGGACUGGUAAUGUCGGCAUGAGGUACACCGUUAUAGUACGUUCUUGACGGCUGAUGAGCCCAAUGUCCUGCAAGAAUCGUCAAUUCAGUGGAAGCAGUUUUACCAGAUAUCAAUGAGCAAACUCACGGAAUCCAUCCCAUUGACUACCGCUUUGGGUGUUCAUCUGAAUUUCGUCGUCAUGUCCAACCCAGUCUGGUAAUUGCAUGAUCUUGUGAUUUGGUCUUCUCCGACCUGAAUGAGGUGUUUCGCAGUUGUCGAGCGACCAAUUGAUGGCGACACUGAUGCCAUAUUGGAUCUCGUCCCUAGCAGCCAGCAUCGUUGAGGGUGUCAAGAGGUUGAGGGUGCCCAAUUCAUCUUUCUGCGCUGGCCGAUCCCAGAGGCCCCAGGUACAGCCAUGCGG